This is a messenger RNA of Sorex araneus (European shrew), 1533 nucleotides long. RefSeq names its product hyaluronidase PH-20-like. Gene Ontology annotation, cellular component: acrosomal vesicle. Gene Ontology annotation, biological process: carbohydrate metabolic process; hyaluronan catabolic process. Gene Ontology annotation, molecular function: hyalurononglucosaminidase activity. The transcript has 3 exons. The record is from RefSeq and is a predicted model, not a curated record. The coding region runs from base 1 to 1533 and encodes 510 amino acids. Lineage: Eukaryota; Metazoa; Chordata; Mammalia; Eulipotyphla; Soricidae.
AUGGAAGUGGUGUUGGCCAGGAAUUUUGUUGAGUUCAGUGGAGUAUCCAAGGCAAUGUUCAUUUUCUUUUUCCUUCCAAUUUUCUUGACUGAGGAUUACAGAGCACCUCCUAUUGUCCCUAAGACAACUUAUAUCAUAGCCUGGAAUGGCCCAAAUGAUGUAUGUUUCGAACUAUAUAAUAUUUCUGUGGAUGUGAGCAUCUAUUCAUUAGUAGGAAACCCCAGAUUAGGUGUCGUAAAUCAAAAUGUUACUUUACUUUACAUUGAUAACAUUGGUAAGAUUCCCUACAUCAACUUAGUCACAAAAGAGGAAAAACAUCGAGGACUUCCUUCAUUGGGAGACCUAUAUGGACACUUGGAAAAGGCUGAGGAAGAUAUUAUCAGUCUCUUUCCAGAAGAUAAGUUGGGCUUGGCUGUGAUAGACUUUGAUGCGUGGAAUCCUGUCUGGGAAAGGAAUAGAGGUAACAGAAUAAUUUACCGGAAGAAAACAGUUGAGGAGGUUAAGAAGACUAAUCCAGACCUUCCUGAUGAGAUUGCCGAGGAUGUAGCCCAAGAAGAUUUUGAAAAGAAAGCAAAGGAGUUCAUGCUGAAGACUUUGCAGUUGGCUCGGAAACUCCGACCAAAAAAUUAUUGGGGUUUUCAUGAUUAUCCUGAAUGUUACAAUAAUAAUUUUCGUAACGACCCCUACAAUGGAAGUUGCCCUGAAAGUGAGAAGAACAGAAAUGAUGAGCUCAUCUGGUUAUGGAAUGAAACCACUGCCCUUUACCCAUCCAUUUAUUUGAGUACAAGCUUAAAGGAUAGUCAAAAGGCUGCACUCUUUUCGCGUAAUCGAGUUAACGAAGCCCUUCGGAUUUCUAAAGUAUGGAACAGAAAUAAUCCACUUCCGGUUUUUGUAUACAUGCGUACAGUUUAUACGGAUGAUAGGACACAGUUUCUUUCCGAGACUGACCUUGUGCAUACAAUUGGUGAAACUCUGGCUCUUGGGGCCUCAGGAGUUGUCAUCUGGGGAAGCUACACGAUAGCCCAAUCAGAGGUUGCUUGCAGAAAUCUAAAAACUUUUGAGAGAGAGACACUGAGUCCAUACUUAAUCAACGUCACUCUAGCAGCUAAAAUGUGUCACCAAGCACUCUGCCAAGAUCGAGGAUUCUGUACGAGGAAAGACUGGAAUUCAAAUGACUACCUUCACCUGAACCCAAAGAAUUUUGUUAUUAAGUUUGCAUACUGUGACAAGUUCAUAGUAUACGGGGAGCCCUCAAUUGAAGACCUACAGCAGUUUUCUGACAAAUUUGAUUGCACCUGUUUUGCCAAUGUCACUUGUAAGAAGAAUGAUGAAGUAGAAAAUGUUAAAAACAUAAGGGUCUGCAUUAAUGAGGAAACUUGCAUAUCAGCCUUUGUAAACCCAGGAGAAAUACAGGAAAGUACCACAGAACCCAAAACAACCUCCACAGAAAUUGCCGCCACACCCAUCUACAUAACGGCCCCCACAACCACCACCACAACCAAUACCACAGCCCUUACCACACCUACCGCCUAA